AACAUAGACAUGACUGUAGUAACCAACCACCCUCUUUUGGACCCCUUUAACACUGAUGAUCAGUACAUCAGCAUCUACCUUGGACAAGAACAUGCUACUCUAAGAGACUCUAUUACAUUUGACCGUAUCACCAAGACUGCAGAGUCCACAGGUCUCCCGAGUUACGAAAUGUCAAAUGAAGCUCAUGGUAAAAGGUUUCAUUUCCGACAACCACAGGGUAUCAAUGCAUUGGGUGCAUUUCGUAUAGGCGUCGAGUAUAAAGGAGAAACGCAUGAUACUUCAACUAUUGUCCUCAUGCAUAAUGCAACAAUCACUCCCGAACAAACCACCUUGACUGCCCAUCUCGGAGAAACUGUUACAAUCCAUUUCAACACAGAUAUGACUGACACACUCAAGUGGCGGUUUAAUGGGGAUUCAAUAUCUGGCUCUAAAGGAAAGCAGAGUCUCACUUUGGAAAAUAUACAGAUGGAUAAGGCUGGAUUAUAUAAAUGUUUUAUACAGUCACACAGAUGGGAUGCAGACAAGCAAGCAAUACAGCUCCUUCAUAUCAUCAAAUGUCCAGCAUACCGUUGGGGAGCUGACUGUGAACAAGAUUGUCCUGAGUGUCUUAACGGAGGCAGGUGUGAUGUAGACUCGGGGGAGUGUGUAUGUCCUCCUGGUUUUAGCGGGACAACAUGCGAUCAAGUCCUGGGGAGCAACCGGUUUGGACAAAAUGGCAGUUUUUCCUGUGAUACCUCAGGAGAUGACCACAGUCUAGCGUGUCGGGGAAAACUCUUCUGCCUACCAGACCCCUUUGGAUGCACAUGUGCUGCGGGAUUCAUGGGGAUCGUUUGCACAAGAGAAUGUGCACCAGGGAGAUAUGGGGCGAACUGCUUGCAAGAAUGCCACUGUGGCCCAACGAACAUCUGUAAGAAGGAUACAGGGGAAUGUAUGAAUGGGACUACAUGUGCAGAUGGCUGGACAGGCGUCAAUUGCCAAGAAUGUGCACCAGGGAGAUAUGGGGCGAACUGCUUGCAAGAAUGCCACUGUGGCCCAACGAACAUCUGUAAGAAGGAUACAGGGGAAUGUAUGAAUGGGACUACAUGUGCAGAUGGCUGGACAGGCGUCAAUUGCCAAGUUAGAGGUUCACCCUCUCUUGACACUGGUGAUGAUGAAGUGAUUACGGAUAUUGCAACCACUUCUCUCUACGCUCCCAUUGCUGACACCACUUUAGCUCCAAUUCCAGUUACCACGAUAGAUACCAUCCCCGCUAGCACAACCGAGACUACACAACCAGUUCCAUCUUUUGAAAUAUCAAGCUUCCAGUACUCCCGGGUUAACCACGGGAAUCCUACAACAUUGGUUUGUGUUGUGAAUGCAUCUCCGAGUCCUCCUGCACUAGAAAGCAUCAGCGUCACCUGCACAGUGAACGGACAACUAACGAUAAUUCCACGACAAGAAUCCACUGCUAAUGAGACAACCAGAACAUCCUGGUACCAGGUUACCGUGAGACUUGAUGAGAUGCCCAAGAACUUUAUAUGUCUUUUCCAUGGACCGGGCGGGGGUAAUGUCUCACAAGAUCUUGCUGUCUAUGUUUUUGAGCCCCCGAGGUUUAAUAGAAAUGAAGCUCACAUUCUCGUUCGGGAAAUAACAUCUCAAUCGAUCACCGUACGCUGGUCAGCUUGGAAUGGGAAUCAUGAUUACGGCGAUGGGCCAGUGAUCGGAUAUCAUGUCUACUACAACACCCAAGGUCAAGAUGAUCUAGUUAGAGCAUCACAAAAUAUCACCAGCGAUGUAACCUAUACCAUUACUGGAUUGGUACACGAUACACAGUAUGAUAUCAAAGUCACUGCUUUAAGAGAAGGGGAACGGGGAGAGGGGAGUUACAGCUCACCAAUAACAGAAAGGACCAGCUGUAUUGCACCUUCUGCCGCACCCGUCUUGUCUCUUGGAGAUCAAACUCAGUCAUCCAUCUCUUUGAAUUGGGAGAUGAUACCUGCGGGCACAUGGGGGUGCAGUUCUCUUCUGGGAAUCCUCAUUAGUCUUAGCACCAAUGGACAAAAUGGCGGUCCCCGAAACUUUUCAUUUAAUGCUGAUGAUGGCACAGCUACCAUCAACGAGCUUCAGGACUGUACUACGUAUAGCAUCAAAGCGGCAUUUCAGAACAAGGACGAAUUGGGGAUCUAUUCAGAUGUGUCGUCUGUGAGCACAUCUAAGAUACGACCUGCAAGUGUAGAGAUCUUACGGACGUCGCCAGCAACCACCCACAUUGAUGUCAGCUGGGAAGUAUCUUCAAGUAUAUGUUCUCCUGACUACUUUAUCUUACGAUACAGUCUCUUCAGAAAACUUGCAUGCCCAUCAUCAGAAACCACCCUUGUACAAAUUGAAGUCAACACUACAUCUACACAAUACAGGAUAGAUGGGUUAGAGCCUUAUUCGCGGUACAAGAUUUCUGUUAUCGCAGUAAAUAGUAUUGGGGAGAGUGAACCGACGACUCGCAGUGUUGACACAGGGGCGGGACGACCAGCUGCCAUCAGGAACGUCAUGGUGAAUCCCGAAAGAACGUCUCCAACACGACUAGAGUUCACCUGGGAACCGCUCAAUUGUAGAAAUGUGAAUGGAGAAUUCUGGUACUACUAUCCAAGAAUCUACACGGACGGUGAUAGAACAAGGCGACCUGCUGAUGCUGAAUACUUAGAAUCUGACUUAACAUCAUCAUCAUUCGAGUUCAACGAACUCGAGCCAUGUACAAUGUACGAACUGAAUAUCUAUGGCGGAAAUAGGGACCGGCAAACUGGAGAAGUUUCCAGAGCAAAUGGCUUAACAAGUGUUACAAUUAACAGUGCUUCCACAUUUGGAUAUCGAAAUAAAAUAGACGUCUCUUGGACUGUUCCAUUUGGAUGCAGUGUGGAUUACUACAGAUUAUCAUAUCAACUCAUCUCACGUCGAGCCUGUCCAGAUGUUCCUAUUACUGAUGCCCCUGUCAAUGAAAUCUAUGUUACUUCACUCUUUACCUCGGUUAUCAAAGAUAUUUCAGACCUGGAGAAUUAUGCAACUUAUAGCAUAUCAAUCAUAGCUGUGAUAGACGGAAUAGAGAGCCUACCUAGAAAUGUUCAAGGAAACACCGAUGACGGAAUUCCCUCUGCAAUUGAGUCUGUGUCAUACACGUCUACACAUCACUCUUUGACAUUUGAAUGGGAGGAACCCGCGUGUGAAUACCUACAUGGUAAUCUUGAUGGAUAUGAGAUCGACUUCAUCUACUCGGAUAGAACUGAUCGACAAAUACUGUCUAGAGAAGAACAGAGUCGGACAAUCACAGACCUCAUUGGUUGCACAGAAUAUACCUUUGCCAUAAGAUUAGUGGUGGCCACUUAUUACAGAAGUGAAUGGUAUGCUAUUAAGGCAUGGACAAAUGUAUCAGCACCUGGAGAGCCCAAUAUCAGAGAAAUAACCAAACAUCAGGAAGUUGUAGGCGCUACAGGUCUUACAGUCACCUGGAACCCUCCUCCAUCUCCUCCAUGCGAGCCAACACACUAUCAAAUCCAAUAUUAUGUUUAUCAAGGUGAUAUGUGUGAGGAUAUACCCAGUCAGCCUCAAUUAGGCCUAACUUUAGCAGGGACUGUCAAUGGGUCAACCUUCACCUUCAACAUCCUGGAGUUACGUCCAAACUCUGAAUACAUGGUGUUUGUGAGAGGCAAAACAAGCAGUGGUUACGGUGAUUCUGAUUUUCAAAGAGCUCUCACGGGACAUUCAUAUCCAUCUGGUCCUCCAACUAAAGUCCGAUCAACUAGCACCAGGAAACGAAGUAUUACCUUUACUUGGGAUAAACCAGCAUGUGGUUAUCGCAAUGGACCAAUUACAAGCUACGACGUUAUUCUAUUCGAUUCAGCAGGAGGCGUAGUGCAUCAACGUAAUGUGUCGGAUAGUACAACACCCGAGACAGAAAUAGAUGGACUUAUCCCAUAUUCAAAUUAUAGUAUCACGGUCAGAGCAUGGAACUAUGAACUACCAGGGGUUUAUUCUCCAGAGUUUUGGGCACAGACAGAUGAAGCAAAGCCUGGACCACCUAUAAGAGUAAAUCUUCCAGCUUCUGACCAGGAGAGCAUCACAGUGGAAUGGAUGUCACCAAACCCUCCUCUGGGAAGGAUAAUAGGUUAUUACGUUCUCUAUUGGGAGACGGAUGAUAGUAGUGCCACAUCUAUAGUCAGGAAUGUUAGCUUUCCGUGUGGAGAUGGUCAAUGCUCUGACAUCAAUGAAAGGUUUUCGUUGAUAAUCCCUGAUCUUCGGCCGGACACGAAUUAUUCCGUCCAGGUAAAAGCGGAGACAAGACUUGGAGUUGGUGACCCGAGUCCAGACCAACCUUUGAUUAGGCUUACAUCAGAAGGAAUCCCAAGUGCCCCCCUAGGUGUUGCUAUCUCCAGCAGUUCAAAGUCCUUAAUGAUCACCUGGAACCAGCCAAAAUAUCCUCGUGGCAAGAUCAUCUCUUACACGCUGGCAUACAAAGUAAAAGCAAAGCCGUACGACAGUUCAUUCCAAACAGGAGAUUCAUUCAUGAUCAAAACAUUAGAUGGAGUCUCCACGAGUUUUCUUCUUGAAGACCUGGAGCCAGCCACGCUUUAUGAGGUAUAUGUGGUAGCAUCUACAAGCAAAGGAAUGGGGGAUUCCAGUCCGCAUGUGGAUGAAUUUACCGAACCACCUACAGUUGAUGAACUUCCUAAACCGAGCAUACCAGUGAUUGUAAUGUCUCUCGACGGUUUGCCGACCAUUCCGUUUUCUGAUGCGCUUGAUUCUCCAUAUAUAACAGACGUUCUUGUUGCUGUUGAAGAGAGGCUUCCGGACGCGAGACGAAGACGUCAGCUGACAGGGUACGGUACCUUCGCCGAGAACCCUACAUCCUACAUCGCUGCCAAGGUCGGCAAGGAUCGCCUACCGUUAGAUAUCAUUGUAGGAGAUAACCAGACUUAUGGAGGGUAUCACAACGCACCCCUGAAAGACAAAGCAACCUAUGAUAUACGGACAGGUGUCGAGAGUAACGUUGGUAGACAGAAAUCCACUCUUUUCGGAGAUGCGAUAACCUAUCAAACAGGCUCGACAGGUGGUGGCUCUGUAGUACCUGUGGUGAUAGGGGUAAUAGUGGCACUUCUUCUUGCAGCUGUGGUAGUAGUUGGUGUUCUAUAUUACAGAAAGAAAAAAGGAAAAUUAGAUCGUCUUCCAGCCUCUAUACUCAGACCACGAAGAACCCCACCAGUCAGACCUAACAACAGAAACCAGACGAACGACAAUGUGCCAAUGAGACAAGUACACAGCCUUAAUCGUAGUGGAACGCUGCCCAAUGGGUCAUCCACUGAUGGCUUGUGUAACGCCGAGAUCAACGGGGAUGACGGGGCUAUCUAUGCUAACAUGCAACCAGAAGAGAAUGCACAUAAUCCUAUCUCUCUUGACCAACUCAUCACCUAUGUGGCACAGAAGAAGUCUAGUGCAAAGAAUGGAUUCAAACAAGAUUAUGACAGUAUUCCAGUCGGACAACUUCACCCGUGGGACGUGGCUAAGAAGAUUGAGAACAAAACAAAGAACAGAUAUAUCAACAUUAUUGCAUAUGAUCACUCGAGAGUCCUACUGCCUAUGCUUGAUAAUGAUCCACAUUCUGAUUAUAUCAAUGCGAGCUUCAUUGAUGGUUACAAUUAUCCCAGAAAGUACAUCGCCGCCCAAGGACCCAAUAUCGCGUCGGUUAAGGAUUUCUGGCGAAUGAUAUGGGAGGAGGACUGUGGCAAGAUUGUAAUGUUGACUAACUUGGUAGAGGGUGAAAAGAAAAAAUGUGAGAAGUAUUGGCCAGACAAAAAGAUGUUGUAUGGCAAGAUCUCUGUUACAAUGAACAGUACAGAGGUGAACACACAUUACACGGUCAGGACAUUCACUGUCAUGUUUGAUAAUACUAUCCGUGAAGUUGUCCAAUACCACUAUACCUCAUGGCCUGACAUGGGUGUACCCAAGUACACCACACCUCUCAUGAACUUCAUUAGGACCGUCAAGCAACACCACACAAACAGCAUGGGACCCAUUAUUGUUCACUGCAGGUAA
Molecule: messenger RNA, 6057 nt
Organism: Lytechinus pictus (painted urchin)
Lineage: Eukaryota; Metazoa; Echinodermata; Echinoidea; Temnopleuroida; Toxopneustidae
Product: receptor-type tyrosine-protein phosphatase delta-like
Exons: 35
Coding region: 10-6057 (2015 amino acids)
Biological process (GO): protein dephosphorylation
Molecular function (GO): protein tyrosine phosphatase activity; protein binding
Source: RefSeq, a predicted model, not a curated record